AUGCUGAGGCUAAAUGAUUGUGGCUUAACAGACAAAAGCUGUUCAGCUCUGGCUACAGUUCUUGGAUCAGAUACCAGUCUGAAAGAGCUGAACAUGAACAAUAAUAAUCUACAGGAUUCAGGAGUGAAGUUGCACUGGACUGGAAAAUGUGAAGUGUCAUUUGGAGAUACUGAGGCUUUCUAUGCGUUCAAGCUUUCAGACUGCAGUAUCACUGAAGAAGCUUAUAAAGCUCUGGCUUCAGCUCUGAGAUCAAACCCUUCACACCUGAUAGAGCUGGAUCUCACAGGAAAUGAUCCUGGACAAUCAGGAGUGAAGGCGCUUAAUGAUUUACUACAGGAUCCAAACUGUCAACUCAAGACACUGAGGUUUUUGGGUCCUGCUGCAGAUGAAGCCUGUCAGUAUGUGACUGGAAUUGUGGGUAAAAACCCGUUACUCCUGAGAGAGCUGAAUCUGAGUGAACAUGAACUAGGAGACACACGAGUGAAUCAGAUCGCUGCUCUACUGCAGGAUAAACACUGUAAACUCAACACACUGAUUCUGAAUAACAACUGUAUCACAGAAGGAGGUUGUCGUGCUCUGGCUGCAGCUCUAAAUUCAAACCCUUCAAAUCUGACAGAGCUGGAUCUGAGUGAGAAUAAACUAGGAAACCCAGGAAUGAAGAUCAUCUUGAGACUGUUUGAAAAUAUACAGUGUAGACUGGAAAAGCUGAAACUUUCAGACUGCAGUAUCACUGAAGAAGGUUAUAAAGCUCUGGCUUCAGCUCUGAGAUCAAACCCUUCACACCUGAUAGAGCUGGAUCUCACAGGAAAUGAUCCUGGACAAUCAGGAGUGAAGGAGCUCAGUGAUUUACUACAGGAUCCAAACUGUCAACUCAAGACACUGAGGUUUUUGGGUCCUGCUGCAGAUGAAGCCUGUCAGUAUGUGACUGGAAUUGUGGGUAAAAACCCGUUACUCCUGAGAGAGCUGAAUCUGAGUGGACAUGAACUAGGAGACACACGAGUGAAUCAGAUCGCUGCUCUACUGCAGGAUAAACACUGUCAACUCAACACACUGAUACUUUCAGACUGCAGUAUCACUGAAAAAGGUUAUAAAGCUCUGGCUUCAGCUCUCAGAUCAAACCCUUCACACCUGAUAGAGCUGGAUCUCACAGGAAAUGAUCCUGGAAAAUCAGGAGUGAAGUUGCUCAAUGAUUUACUACAGGAUGGACUCUGUUUAUUAAAGACCAUCAGGUUUUUGAAAAGUCCUGUUGCAGAGGAAGUGUGUGAGUUUCUCACUGGAGUUCUGGGUAAAAGUCCAUUACUACUGAAAGAACUGGAUCUGAGUGGAGAUAAAUUAGGAGAUCUGGAUGGGGAGAAACUCUCUGCUCUUUUGAUGGACUCUCAUAGCAAACUGGAGAAAAUAAUGCUGAAUAACUGUAAGCUGACAGAGAAAAGCUGUUCAGUUCUAGCUACUGUUCUCUCCUCCAAAACCAUCCUGAAAGAGAUGAACCUGAACAACAGUCAUCUGCUGUACCCAGGAGUCAAAGAGAUCUGUGAGGGACUGAAGAAUCCUGUGUGUGAGCUGAAGAUAUUGAAUCUGUGUGGAUGCAGAAUUACAGAGGAACAGUGUCUCAUCCUGACUUCAGCUCUGAAAUCAAACCCAUCACACCUGAGAGAACUGAACCUGAGUGAGAAUGAACUAGGAGACUCUGGAGUGAAAAACCUCAGAGAUCUACUGAUGAACACACAAUUCAAGCUGGAGAAACUACAGUUAAGCUGCUGUGAAAUGACAGAUGAAGGUUGUUCUGCUGUGACUUCAGCUCUGAAAUCAAACCCAUCACACCUGAGAGAACUGAACCUGAGCAGGAAUAAUCUAGGAAACUCUGGAGUGAAAAACCUCAGUGAUCUACUGAUGAAAACACAAUUCAAGCUGGAGAAACUAGAUCUGUGUGGAUGCAGUAUUACAGAGAAACAGUGUCUCAUCCUGACUUCAGCUCUGAAAUCAAACCCAUCACACCUGAGAGAACUGAACCUGAGUGUGAAUCAAAUAAAAGACACAGGAGUGAAUCACUUAUGUCAUGUACUGAAGGAUUCACACUGUAAACUGGAGAGAUUGAGGUUAAGCAGUUGUGAUUUGACAGAUGAAGGUUGUUCUGCUGUGACUUCAGCUCUGAAAUUAAACCCAUCACACCUGAGAGAACUGGACCUGAGCAGGAAUAAUCUAGGAUACUCUGGAGUGAUAAACCUCAGUGAUCUAUUGAUGAACCCAAAAUGCAAGCUGGAGAAACUAGAUCUGUGGAGAUGCAGUAUUACAGAGAAACAGUGUCUCAUCCUGACUUCAGCUCUGAAAUCAAACCCAUCACACCUGAGAGAACUGAACCUCAGCGAAAAUAAAAUAAAAAACACAGGAGUGAUUUACUUAUGUGACGUACUGAAGAAUUUACACUGUAAAUUGGAGAGACUGAGGUUAGAAUGCUGUGAAAUGACAGAUGAAGGUUGUUCUGCUGUGACUUCAGCUCUGAAAUCAAACCCAUCACACCUGAGAGAACUGAACCUCAGUGAGAAUAAACUAGGAGACUCUGGAGUGAAAAACCUCAGUGUUCUACUGAUGAACACACAAUUCAAGCUGGAGAAACUACAUCUGUAUAGAUGCAGUAUUACAGAGAAACAGUGUCUCAUCCUGACUUCAGCUCUGAAAUUAAACCCAUCACACCUGAGAAAACUGAACCUGAGCUGGAAUCAAAUAAAAAACACAGGAGUGAAUCACUUAUGUGACGUACUGAAGGAUUCACACUGUAAACUGGAGAGAUUGAGUCUUUUUGACUGUGGAAUUACAGAUGUUUCUUCUUUAACUCAGUCUUUGACAAACACAAAAGCACUACAGUUUCUAAAAGAGCUUGAUCUGAGAAACAAUAUGAUUAGAGUCUCAAAGCAGCAGCUCAUUGAUGUGCUACGAGACUCAAACUGUAAACUGAGUAUAAAUAGAGAUCCAUCACCAAAAUAUGAUAAAUGCUGUAUAUCAUAAUUUGAAGUGGUCUUGAGAGGAGCAGUAAACAUCAGGUGAGGAUCCACAGAAGAGCUUCACUACUGUGUCUAUGAGGAGAAAGAAA
Labeo rohita (rohu) is the source of this 3088-nucleotide messenger RNA. Its product is annotated as protein NLRC5. The coding region runs from base 1 to 3003 and encodes 1000 amino acids. Gene Ontology annotation, molecular function: protein binding. The record is from RefSeq and is a predicted model, not a curated record. Lineage: Eukaryota; Metazoa; Chordata; Actinopteri; Cypriniformes; Cyprinidae. The transcript is spliced from 21 exons.